CAUAGUUGUAACCUGAAGUUAAACAUGCAGCGCUCGACUGAGCUCGUGGGCGCUUUCCAGCGCGCUGGGGCUGCCCUGGCGAGCCCGGCCGCAAGCCGGCAGCUUAGCACCCUAGUCGAAAAGUUUACGUUUGGCAGCGCUGCGGAUGGGCCCACCGCCAGCCUGGGGAGCAACGUCAAGCUGACCGUGAAGGGCUCGGGAAAGGGUGUCGAUGUGUCGGUGUCGGCCGGCGCGGGCAGUGCUAAGGUGUCGUAUGCGCCAUCCGACCUGCGCAAGGUGGCUGCCUCGUCCCUGGUGCUCCAGGACGUGUCAAGGAUCUCCACCGCGCAUAGCGCGUUUAUGAACUACCUGCUGACACUGACGCACGAGCGGUACUCGGUGCUGGCAACCUGGCCGGACUUCACCAAGGCGUACGGCAAGGAUUACUACUACCGCGCGCACCCGGACGACCUGCGCAAGUUCUACUCCAUGGUGGACGAGUUCCACCGCAUGUGGGACGUGGUCACGGAGUUCGGCAGCCUGUCGGGCCUGGCCAGCCAGCUGGUGCCGGGCUACCGCGUGCGGCGCCACAACACGGUGCACCCGGCUCUGGGCCCCGCCACCGCGGACGGCGCUGUGGUGCAGUUCCUGCUGGCCCACGCCAAGUAGGCGCCGAGCUGUGUGGGCGGGCGGACGAGCCACGGGCGCAGGGAUGCAGCUCGGAGGCGAUGCAGGCGGCUGGUGGGCGGCGGAGAGCGGCAAAAGCGUGUCACGGCUUGUCUCAAGAGCUUAUUCGGGUGACUAUAUGUGUGCUUUAGGGAGGUACUAGAUAGGAACAGCAGCGCGGACAAGUCUUGUUGGAGCUUUGCGUUUUGUGGACAAAGAUGUGUGGCCUGGGUGGCUUGGGGUUCGCUUUGUGAGCUGAUGUGUGCUUCGUGCAUCACACCCGCUGUGGCUGUAAAGCGCGAAGGUUGCACACGCUCACUCACGUUGCCCGUCGCAUGCACGGGGCUAGUAAGGGACAUGCCGCAACCCGUCCUGCAGGACCAUCUCAAGCUCAGGGAGACAGCCCUCCCCUGGCUGUGUACCCAUUGUCCGUGCAAAAAGACGCAGCUAGGAUGCUAGUCACACCGCAGCCCGCAACAGCCGUAACGUAUACCGGCAUUUUGUUAAAAUCUGAUGCACGUGGACAACACUAGGAUGGCCCGUCAACAUCAAGUACCAUUGCCGUAGUAAGAGUAGCAUAGUGCUUAGCGGAGGAAUACCACACCGGCAAACCCCCCCGCGCGACGGACGCACGACGGAUGGACGGACGGCGGAACGGGGUACGUCUGCACGAAACACAAGCAGCGCGCAAACCACAAACACGACGCAAUUCCGCAUCACAAUACCUAUCACGCCCAAGAAGUGGCGCCGGCGCGCAGGUUGAGACUGGCGGCCGGUGUCUGGUUGUGGGCGGAACGGUAGUUCUACGCCGCACAAGUGUGUAACCCUGCGGAACACGCCCUGGGGCA
Messenger RNA from Chlamydomonas reinhardtii, 1493 nucleotides. RefSeq lists its product as uncharacterized. The coding region runs from base 25 to 648 and encodes 207 amino acids. The transcript has 5 exons. The record is from RefSeq and is a predicted model, not a curated record. Lineage: Eukaryota; Viridiplantae; Chlorophyta; Chlorophyceae; Chlamydomonadales; Chlamydomonadaceae.